AUGGAAAGUCAGAGGCAGGGAGCUUAGAGAACAUUUGGUCCAUGUGCACUCCAACCACCCCGUUAUAUGGCUAGAGACGUUGAAGUCCGGAGAGUGGGGAGGGCAGAACCACAGAGCCAAGGACAUAGCCAGGUGUUACUGGAUGCCCCCAUCCAGUUGUCUAAGAUGACCGAAAGUUAUGGUUAUGGCGAUAAGGUUCCAGGACUGAUAAAGAGGGACCAGUCUUCGACGGUGAACGCUAAGAAGCUGGAGAAGGCAGAAGCUCGGCUCAAGGCCAAGCAGGAGAAGCGCACCGAGAAGGACACGCUCAGGACAGCUGGUCCUCCAGUUUUGGAGGAGGCUUCGGCCAGCCAGGCAGGGAGCAAGAAGGAGAGCCGGCUGGCGUCGUCGGGCAAGAACAAGUCCUAUGACGUGCGGAUCGAGAACUUUGAUGUCUCUUUUGGCGAGCGGGUUCUGUUGACGGGCGCAGAUGUGAACCUAGCAUGGGGCCGUCGCUAUGGACUAGUUGGACGGAACGGGCUGGGCAAGACGACGUUGCUGAAGAUGCUGGCGACGCGGAGUCUUCGGAUCCCGGCUCACAUCUCCCUCCUACACGUGGAGCAGGAGGUGGCGGGGGACGACACCGUGGCCCUGCAGAGCGUGCUGGAGAGUGACGCCUUCCGAGAAGGGCUGCUGCAGCAAGAGCGCAAGCUCAGCGCCCAGAUCGCGGCAGGCCGAGCGGAGGGCCCAGAGGCUGCACAGCUUGCUGAGAUCUAUGCCAAGCUCGAAGAGAUCGAGGCCGACAAAGCCCCUGCCAGGGCAUCCGUUAUCCUCGCCGGACUUGGUUUCAAUGUAAAGAUGCAACAGCAGCCCACGAGGGAGUUCUCUGGUGGCUGGAGGAUGCGGCUGGCCCUUGCUAGGGCCCUCUUUGCCCGACCAGAUCUGCUGCUGUUGGAUGAGCCUACCAACAUGCUGGACGUACGGGCUAUCUUGUGGCUGGAGAAUUACCUGCAGACUUGGCCCUCAACGAUCUUGGUUGUUUCCCACGACCGAAACUUCUUGAACGCGGUGGCCACAGAUAUCAUCCACCUGCAUAGCCAGCGGCUGGACAGCUACCGUGGGGACUUUGAGACCUUCGUCAAGAGCAAGCAGGAGCGGCUGAAGAGCCAACAGCGCGAAUACGAAGCCCAGCAGCAGUACCGCCAGCACAUCCAGGUGUUUAUUGACCGCUUUCGCUAUAAUGCCAACAGAGCGUCCCAGGUGCAGAGUAAACUCAAAUUGCUAGAGAAACUGCCAGAACUGAAGCCUGUGGACAAGGAGGUAGAGGUGGUGAUAAAGUUUCCUGAUGGGUUUGAAAAGUUCUCACCCCCGGUUCUGCAGCUUGAUGAAGUGGACUUCCACUACGACGCUCAGCACCCUAUUUUCAGUCGUCUUUCUGUCUCAGCAGACCUCGAGUCUCGGAUCUGUGUGGUGGGGGAGAAUGGAGCAGGGAAGUCGACCAUGCUGAAGCUGUUGAUGGGAGACCUGGCACCCGUGCAGGGGAUCAGACAUGCCCACAGAAACCUGAAGAUCGGUUACUUCAGCCAGCACCACGUGGAGCAGCUUGACCUGAAUGUCAGCGCUGUGGAGCUACUGGCUCGAAAGUUCCCUGGGCGGCCCGAGGAGGAGUAUCGCCACCAGUUGGGACGCUAUGGCAUCUCUGGGGAGCUGGCUGUCCGCCCUGUUGCUAGCCUGUCUGGAGGGCAGAAAAGCCGAGUGGCCUUUGCCCAGAUGACCAUGCCCUGCCCUAACUUCUACAUCCUGGAUGAACCAACCAACCAUCUGGACAUGGAAACGAUCGAAGCCUUAGGCCGGGCCCUCAACAGUUUCAGGGGGGGGGUGAUCCUUGUAUCCCACAAUGAGCGCUUCAUCCGCCUGGUCUGCCGGGAGCUGUGGGUGUGUGAAGGCGGUGGUGUCACCCGGAUCGAAGGGGGCUUUGACCAGUAUCGGGACCUUCUCCAGGAGCAGUUCCGGCGGGAGGGUUUCCUCUAGGACCUUCUGCUGGAAGGCCUGAUCUGGGGCACAGACUGGCACCUGCAGGCUCCCCCAGCAGCAGACUUGCUUCUUAGGCCUGGGCCAUGGACUUCCCUCAAACAUGGGGACAGCCUUAUUCCAACUUCUCUUCUCUACCCCUUGCCCUAGCCAAAGCUCCCUUCUCCAUCCUAGGGGGCUCUGUGGAAGGGGCUCUGAGGAUUGUUCUCCAUGGGGUGGAGAAGACUCCUGGGGCUACAGCCCCCUCCCCUUUUCUCUGCCUAGGUCCAGUGUGGCCGACAUGUAAAUUAAACCUGCCCCCCGUCUGUCCCCCCAGACUUGUGUCUGCCCCCUAAGGUGGACUCCUAUGUUUCUUGCCUUGAAAGGGAGCUGGGGCCCUGUGUAAUGUCUGCUCUUAGGCUCUGGAUUUUCCCAAUGCCUUUGGCACAGAUUAAGGCAACAGCAGUUGAUGGAUCCCAGCCCGUGCAGAGAUUUCUGGAAGCAGAGUCACCGUAGGAGACUGUGGCCUCAGUGAACCCGGGCCUGGCAGCCACCUGGGCCUUGGCUGAGCUAGGAGGCAUGGGCGAGUCCUCCCAUUUUGGCCAGGACCUUCAGCUAGUGCUCUCCACUUACCCCUCUAGGUUCGCUGUCCAUCCAUUCACCCGCUCCCAUUCCACCUGCAUACUUUGAAGACCAGGGCCUCAGUUGCGGCCUCCCUGCGCUCUCAUUGGAUGGCCGGUUCUACCUCUACACCUGCCUUCGCCUAAGGGGAGGUGGACUGCUUGGGCCACCUUCAGCUUGAGUUGACAAUCAGCCCUGGUCCUGUGGAGGCUUAGAAAGCAGAGGAGGCACCUUGGGAACGCCCUGAGCUGCAGCUGGGAGAGGGAGGGAAGGGAAGGGAGUGGUGGCUUUAGGAAGCUCAGAGUCGAUGGAGGCGUCUGACCCAGUGUUUCUGCAGCCUGGGAGCUCUGGCCUAUGCAGCCCGUGUCCAGGCGGGAGCCAGAGCCAAGCCAGACCUCCUUUUGGCCCUGUCUCCCUCGAGAGGAAGUGGAAUCCUUUGUAGAAUUUGGCUUCCAUGAGCCCCUUGUUGCCCCUUUACCUGCUCCCCAAGCCCUUCCUGAACCUGCCACAUGAUUGGGUGACCUUUGGGCCUCCCCUCCCCUUGUGGCUUCAGAGCAGUUUGAACUCCUGGGCUCUGAUGGGGACCUGAUGCACACUGGGCAUGUGCCUUUUGUCAAGGAGCUCCGUGGAGGGUGUCCUGCUAGUGGUUAAUUAUGGUCCACAAACCUGGUGACUGGCAUGGCCACUUUAAUAAUUGGGCCUCGUUUUCAUUCAACAAACCUGCCCUGCAUGAGAUCAGGUCAGACAGAUGCCUGCCUGCCUUGGAUGCCAUGGAUUGUGCGGCUCAAGUACAAGCAAUGCUGAGCACUUUAUGUGAGCUCUGGGCAAAUGAAAAGCCAACAAUGUAGCAGUCACUACAGGAGGAAUUUCUGUUGGAGACAGUACAUGUAGAAGGGUGUGCAAUAGAUACAAAGUAAUUUGGGGAGGAUGCUCAGGUGGGGAGAAAUUGGGACAGGCUUCCUACAGGGGGUGGGGGUUUGAGUGGCACAGCCAAGUAAGGCAGAGAUGAGGGAGGGUAUGGCAGCUAUGGGGAUGGCCUGUGGAGGAUAAAGGUGUGGAGUGGUGUUUGUGAGAAGCAGCCAGGCCAGGCUGGCUGGAUCAGAGGGCAGGAAGGGAGCCAUUUAUUUAACAUCCUUGAAGACCAGUUGUGAAGGGCUUUGAAAGCCUAGCAGAAUUGAAGCUUGGUCCUAAGUACAGUGGAAUCGGAGCUUAUGUAACUGUAGUGGAAUCGCAGCAGUCGGCUCCUUGUUUCAAGGUAGGUGAAUCUGGUCAUGCUGCUUAGUUUGAAUUGGAGGUAGGGAGAACAUCUAGUUUCCUUCAGGGAUGUCUGAGGUGUGAAAGAUCCAGAAUCAUUACUGGCCUGUUCUUGUUUUAAUUCACCAAAACUGACCUCUGUUCUGAAGUUUCCUCAGAUCAGCUUUUGUGGCCUGGGGAUUCCUACGACCCUGCCAGGGAAUUGGCGCAGUCAAAACUUUCCAUACUUGUAGGACAUUUUGCUGUCUAAUUUGGUAAACCUCGAUAUACCACCCGACUAAAAGCUUUGGGGGAUCCUCGCUUUUUAAGAGGGUCCUGAAACCAAACAAGGCUGAGAACCUCUGCCUCAAAGCAUUGAGAUUUCUCCUCUACCUUGGUCACAUUCUACCUUUUGUUAUAAACGUGAACUCCCAGGGGCAGCACUUUGGAAGGCAGAAGUCCUUGCUUUUUGUAUUGGCACCCGAGUGACUUGAUAAUUGAAUAGCAGUAUGAAGGGUAAAGGAAAGACUUUGAAGGGGGAGAUGAGAACGAUAGUUAACAUUUCUAUAGCGCUUACUGUGCGCCAGGCAGUAGCUGGGUGCAUGAUCUCAUUUGUGCCUCAUGUCAGACUCCCACUUGGGAAACAGAGAAGCAGAUUUAAAAGAAAGAUAAAUUCAUUUUGGCCAUGUUGAGCUUUGUGCUUAAAUACUAAGGACAGUGUUCUUUAUGCUGCAAAGGAUAAGAGCAAAAAUGACCAACAGAAAACAAAUCCAAGAUGGGGAAAGUGAGAUAUUAAGGGCACCUCAGUUCCUUCAUGCGAGUUGUCGGAAGGCUCAGGUGAACUAUUUUCUGGUGUGGUUGUGCUGCCAUCUCAACGGAUACACCCUUCCAUGUAUCCUGUGCCGUUUUAGUCCAUUGCCAGUCAUAAGGCCUUUGUGUGGAAGGCAUUGUGCUAGGCUCUGGGAAUCCAAAGAGAAGACAUGGCAGAGUCUCUUGCUAAGGACUCAGCUUAAAUAACCCCGAGGAGGGAAAGAGUAUUAACAAGACUAGGGAAAGCUUUGUGGAGAAAGUGGCAUGUAAGUGUAACCUUGAAUACAGAUAAAUACUCUGGAAUGGGACAGCUUGCAUAAAUAAUGGAGGCAGACUGUCUAAUUUAAGGACCAGGUGGUAGGCAAAUUUCAACGGAAUGAGGAAAAGUGUUAGAACAAUGUAAAAUAAGGCUAAGGAGGUAGGAGCCAGAUUGCAAAAGGCCAUUAAAUGUCAGAAUGAAAAGUUUACAUUUUAACACGGAAUAGGAAAUCGCUGAGGAUUUUUAAGCAGGGGAGGGAGUAGCAAGCCUGUGUUCUAGGGAGAUUUGGGCAGCUGGGUGGGAAAGCAGAGAGGAAAGUGGGGAAACCAGUUAGAACCAGGCAAACAUUUUGAGGGUUUGAAUGAUGAUGGUGGUCAGGGAUGUGGUGGCAGGAUCUGUAGGACCUGGCAAUGACUGGAUAUAAGGAGUGAGAAAGAGUAAAGGUCAUGAAGCUGGCUUACUGGAAAGAUAAUGGUGGCUUCAGUGGAAAUUGGAAAGCUUGCUGGUGGGGUGGGUUUAGAAGGAAAGAUUUUGAACAUGUUAAGCUUGGCAUGGUGACAGAGUAUCUUUAAUGUAGACCAGGAGAGAAGUUGGGGCUGCAUGUGGGAGUCAUUUGCAUAGAGAUCAUGAUUGACCCCACAGGAGUCAAGAUGAUCACUAAAGAAGAGGGCCCACGACAGAACCUUGAAAUAGAACAGCACUCAGAAGGGAGGAGAAGGUUGAUGAGCCAGAAAGUGAGACUUAGGUAGGAGGAAAACGUGGACAGUAAUGUCAUAGAAGAAGGCAAUGGGACAGAGAAUCCAGGGAAAGGGUGAUAGUCCUAGCAAAAGUUUCACAAAGGUGAAGGAGGAUGAGGAUUGAGAAAAGGUAUCUGGAAUUAGCAACUGAGAGAUCAUUGGUGGGAACAUCCUGGGAACAAUACAGAGUUGGUGUCAGAGUAAUGAAGAUCUGGGUUCAGGCCCUGCCUCUUCCACGUAACUGGAUUGUGACCCUGGAAAAGCCCUUUAACCUCUCUCAGGACCCCUAGAUAACUGUAAGAUGAGAGCCAAGAUGAUUAACAGUGAAAUAGGUCAUGAAGGAGGGAUUGGUUUGAGGUGCUGAGACAUUAACAAAGGAAACGUGCACUUUGUUUAUGUAACCUAUGGCUCCAUUUUCGCACAGACCAGAUCCAACCUUAGUGGGCUGGGGGCUGACAUCUUAAAAGGUUAUAU
Messenger RNA from Phascolarctos cinereus (koala), 6123 nucleotides. RefSeq names its product ATP binding cassette subfamily F member 3 (gene ABCF3). Gene Ontology annotation, molecular function: ATP hydrolysis activity; ATP binding. Lineage: Eukaryota; Metazoa; Chordata; Mammalia; Diprotodontia; Phascolarctidae. The record is from RefSeq and is a predicted model, not a curated record.